GAGAGAGCAGAGGGAAGGGAGAUCGGCACAGUGAAGGAGCAGGGCGAGGAGGUUACGGCGCACGUACAGGCUGACUGAAGCUGUGUAGUCUUACGGCACCUGUUCCCAUGUCGAUGUAUAACACGUCUCUGCCGUCCUUUCUCGUCGUUACCCUCACCUUGUCGUUGCUCGGCUCCCUCGCUCUCUGUGCCCUCCCUCCGGGCUACGAAGACGAGUUGCUCUGUCCUGACGGCUCCUGUCUCGCCGCUUCCCCUCCCCCCACCUUCUCAGCCUGGUUGCAGGCCUAAGGAUGAAGCACUCGUCGGACCCGAAGUAUACAGGACCCAGAAGUUCCUUCUAUGAGUGUAUUGAUGUCAAGAGCGCUAAGUUCGUCUGUGCUCCAAGAUCCUGGGGACCGAAAGUGCUGAAGGAAGUGAAAGAUGGUCUUGUUGCUCAAGGUUGGCACAGCAACUUGUGCUCGGACAGUGGUGCCCAGAUUGUCGAGUUUCGCAGAUGAAGGAGUGAGAGUCAACCUGAAACAGCUCAAAUAAAGAAACCUGCUGUCAAGCAUCAUAAAAGUCUGGACGUGUGUCAGAGCUCAUAGGAACCGAGCCCGAGUCAGACAAAGGCCUAUCAGAAAGAAAAGACAGUUGGCUGUCUCGUACUCGUGAUCGAAACCAACCUUUGCCUGGAUAACCCAGGAUACUCUAGUCCAGUGUGAAUCUGCUGAAGAGGACCCCUCUGGACGUCUUUGUUGCUGGAACAAUGUACCCGUUGGUGGCUUUCAAGCUAACAGGGCGGGUUCUCUUCCCUACGAGAGUGCAAGGUUUCCUCUCCAAGUGCUGAUGGGAUGUUCAAAAUCUAAGGGGAGAAGCUUGUCAACCUCCAAGCAGAGGACCCCCCUGCUUCCUUCAGCAAGGAGCACUACCCCUAGUCCAUUCCUUAGCCCAUAUAUAAGAAUCAGCCUCUUCAGCUACAAGGGUCUGUUCUCUAGUAAACUCGACAUCACUAC
Molecule: messenger RNA, 991 nt
Organism: Guillardia theta CCMP2712
Lineage: Eukaryota; Cryptophyceae; Pyrenomonadales; Geminigeraceae
Exons: 7
Coding region: 290-496 (68 amino acids)
Source: RefSeq, a predicted model, not a curated record